Nerophis lumbriciformis (worm pipefish) is the source of this 4260-nucleotide messenger RNA. RefSeq names its product homeobox protein unc-4 homolog. Lineage: Eukaryota; Metazoa; Chordata; Actinopteri; Syngnathiformes; Syngnathidae. The record is from RefSeq and is a predicted model, not a curated record. Gene Ontology annotation, molecular function: sequence-specific double-stranded DNA binding; DNA-binding transcription factor activity, RNA polymerase II-specific. Gene Ontology annotation, biological process: regulation of DNA-templated transcription.
CACGCGCAUCCGUGGCCGUGGGAGACAAGGCAUCCUUCUUUCCCGCUCCUUCCCCUCCUUUUGCUGACUGCAUGUUCAGCCACACGCUGCCCCCCUCCCGCGCAUCCUCACUUCGGCCCCGUCGCAUGCAGCCCGGGUGAGCAUGGACAGUCGCGUCCUCGAGCAUCAUCCUCACGCCCACUUCGGAGGCUCCUUGGGCGGGCUGGUGGGCUUCCCGUACCCGCUCGGUCCUCACCACCACCACCACCAUCAUCAUCAGCAGCACCACCACCAGCAGCAGCACCACCAUCAUCACUCCCAGCCGCACGUCUACGAGCUCGCCGGCGCGCACCAGCUCCCAUCCGCGGCCGCCGUCCCCUUCUCCAUAGACGGAUUACUUAACGGCGCCUGCUCAGCCUCGGUGGUCAGCUCCAGCGGGCUCUUGUCGCCCGACGGACAGUACAAACUCUCCGAUUCCGGGGACCCGGACAAAGAAAGUCCUGGUUGCAAACGGAGAAGAACCAGGACCAACUUCACCGGCUGGCAGCUGGAGGAGCUGGAGAAGGCCUUCAACGAGAGCCACUAUCCGGACGUGUUCAUGCGGGAGGCACUGGCCCUCAGGCUGGACCUAGUGGAGUCCAGGGUUCAGGUUUGGUUCCAGAAUCGACGUGCUAAGUGGAGGAAGAAGGAAAACACGAAGAAAGGGCCUGGCCGGCCUGCGCACAACUCCCAUCCGACCACAUGCAGCGGCGAGCCCAUGGACCCCGAGGAGAUCGCGCGGAGGGAGCAGGAGCGCGCAGAGAAGAAGAAGCGUAAACAGGAGCGGAAGCUGCUCAAGUCGCAGAACAAACUUCUGCAAGGGGACAGCUUCCACACGCCCGGCGGUUCCGAGAGCGACAGCGGCGUGUCGCAGUUCACCGACAGCGAGCAGCAGCCUUGUUCAGGCCCGAACGGGAAUAUUCACAUGGAACUUCCUCAGAUGACUAGAGGCGCCGAAGGAGGACACCAAACCGAAUCCAGCUGUGACCAAACCCGACACGACUUCAACCCCCAAAACCAAAGAAGAGAAUCAGAGCAGGUUUCUCCGGGCAGUACGCACAGCUCUGGUAACCCUGCAGGUCCGAGAUCCUCGGCCUUGCAGAAGCGCAACCCUUUCAGCGUCGAAAGCCUUCUCUCGGACGCCGCGCCUCGACGGAAACCACAUCUGGACUUCUCCUCUCUGCCCACUCAGAGGACACUAGUGGGUAAAGGGCACUUCUUGCUUUACCCCAUUACCCAUCAGCCCCUCGGGUUUCUUGUGCCACAAACAGCCUUGAAGGCGGCGCCGUGUCAGGAGAACAUCAAUGGUCUCCACCUGGGACACAGCCUCCAACAGACUCCCACUGACCUCUCUUGCAGUCUCACUAAGCCUACAACCACGGAUCAUAAAACACACCAUCACAACAGUCCUGAUAGCAAUAGAGGCGACACCGAGGAGCAUGCUGGCGACUGUGGUACGCUUUCCGUCUGUCGGACGUCUUCGCGGUGCGCCGAUUCCGAAGAGACGGCAAGUUUGACAGUCCAAACAGAGGCCAAGCUGACCAACGGCUGCCAAACUGAGGAACAGAGCGCCAAAGAGGAGCGAGCAUCGCCGGACCUCUCCGAGAGUCUGAGCGUAAACACAGACUGUAGAGAGGCGGCCGAAACAGAUGGUGAGGACGUGGAUAUGGACUAACUCACACUAAGGCGCCUUGCUCAGACACUGUCAGAAAUAAGGGCACAGUUGGAAUCCCUUUUGGUAAUCAAGGUACAGUUUACAUGUACCUCACAGAGCUGAUUGGUGGACUCAAUGGCCGCUAAAGGUACAGGAAUGUUCCCUAGCUGUCAAAGGCUCAAUGGAUACAAAAACCUUUAAGGUUUGGCAAGUUGUACUCCCUGGUGGUACAUUUUGUUUUGAGAGUGAACUGUUCAAACAUUCCCAAAGCUCUGCAUACAGUAGAUGCUUGCAAACAUAUCAGGAAUAGACGCAUUUCCACCUAGCCGCGCAGUUCAGUUCGCUGUGGUACAGUCUGGAAUGGUACAACCCUGAUCUAGUGCACUGUAAAACAGCAUAAAGGCAUCAUAGUAGUGCGACAAAAGCCUCUAGUACACAGAAAUCUGUCAAAAUAGCUGCAUCAAUUGUGUGUUGACCCAAUUUUACACAACCCUGGCAAAAAGCUGCCUUUCAUACAGAACUCCGCAAAAGUAGAAUAUUGCUGCAAAUAUGUGCGACUUAGUCAAUUGCACAAAGAUAUUGCCACAAUUAUGUGUUCCUAACGCUAGUUUUCCACAGAUCUGGCAAAAAAAAAAAACACCUUUCACACAGAAACCAGCGAAGGUGGAAUAUUGCCGCAAUUAUGUGCGACUAAGCCAGUUUCACACAGUUCUGGCCAAAAACACACCUUAUAUACAGAACCGAGUAAAGGCGAAUUAUUGCUGCAAUUAUGUGGGAUUAAUCCACUUUUACACAGAACUGGCAAAAAAAACACAUUUCAUACAGACCCCGGCAAAGGUUGAAUAUUGCUGAAAUUAUGUGCGACUUAGUCAAUUCCACAAAGAAAUUGCCGCAAAUAUGUACGACUAAGCCAGUUUCACACAGAUCUGGCCAAAAACACACUUUUCAUAUAGAACCCGGCAAAUGUGGAAUAUUGCCGAAAUGAUGUGUGACUGACAGUUUUACGCAGAUCUGGCAAAAAAACACACCUUUAAUACAGAGGCUAAAUAUUGCCGCAAUUAGAUGCGAUUAACCCAGUUUCACAAAGACAUGGCAAAAAACCCCACCUGGCAAAGGUGGAAUAUUGCUGCAAUUAUGUGCGACUUAGUAAAUUUCACAAAGAUAUUGCCACAAUUUUGUGUUACUACGCCAGUUUUACACAGAUCUGGCAAAAAAAAAUUCCACCUUUCAUACAGAACCCAGCGAAGGUGGAAUAUUGCCGCAAUUAUGUGCGACUAAGUUUUCACACAGAUCUGGCAAAAAACACACCUUAUAUGCAGAACCAAGCAAAGGUGAAAUAUUGCUGCAAUUAUGUGGGAUUAACCACUUUUACACAGAACUGGCAAAAAACACACCUUUCAUACAAAACCCAGCAAAUGUGGAAUAUUGCCGAAAUGAUGUGCGACUACGACAGUUUUACGCAGAUCUGGCAAAAAACACACCUUUCAUACAAAACCCGGCAAAUGUGGAAUAUUGCCGAAAUGAUGUGCGACUAUGACAGUUUUACGCAGAUCUGGCAAAAAAACACCUUUCAUACAGAACCCGGCAAAUGUGGAAUAUUGCCGAAAUGAUGUGCGACUAUGACAAUUUUACGCAGAUCUGGCAAAAAACACACUUUUCAUACAAAUGCAAAGGCAAAAUAUUGCCGCAAUUAUAUGCGAUUAACCCAGUUUCACACAAUGUGGCAAAAAACCCCACCUGUGAUACAAAACCUGGCAAAGGUGGAAUAUUGCCUCAAAUACUUUUGUGUGCUAUUCAGCCAAUUUCACACACAUUUGGCCUUUCAUACAAAACCCAGUAUAGGGAAAUGAUUGUGAGCGACAGAAAUGUCCUUUCAUACAGAACACAGUGAAAGUGGAAUACUGAUGCAAUUGUGUAAGACUCAGUCAGUUUCACACUGCUUUUGCACAAGCCUGGUCACCGCUAUGUUACAACUUUGAGACUACUUUGGAAGAUGGCUUAGAUGGUGAUGUCUGAGUUAAUUCUGCAGAACAUCAGUGGACAAAUCCUUAGGUCUUAAACAAGCUGUGUUCCAGCUGGCACAAAAUUGAAACAAUGUUGAGAACUUGUUGAAUUAGGUCCUGACGUUGAGCAACUCAAACAUAAUGUUGGAAAAACAGGCUUUUUUAACUACGUUUAAUCAAUAUCGAUUUCUGACGUUGAUUUCAUCAUUGAGUUUUGGUAAUUUCCUAACCGAUAUUCUAAAACACACAAAUACAACAUUGGAACAACAUGCUUUUUAACGACGCUUAAUCAAUGUCGGUUUCUGACGUUGAUUUGAUCAUUGAGUUUUGGUCAUUUCCUAACCGAUAUUCUAAAACACACAAAUACAACAUGGGAACAACAUGCUUUUUAACGACGCUUAAACAAUGUCGGUUUCGGAGGUGGAUUUGAUCAUUGAGUUUUGGUCAUUUCCUAACCGAUAUUCUAAAACACACAAAUACAACAUUGGAACAACAUGCUUUUUAACGACGCUUAAACAAUGUCGGUUUCUGACGUUGAUUUCAUCAUUGAGUUUUGGUCAUUUGGUCAAUUCUAAAACACACAAA